AGGCGUGGUGAAGCGAUUGCUCAAUAUGUCUGACGGGCUUGUGGAGACCCAUGUAGGAAUGGAAGUGGAAGAAGCAGGCGCUGUACAGACUGGGACUGGGGAAGCAGUGGUGGCCAAUGAGAGGACCAAACAAUGUUCAGCGUUUGCCUCUAUCACGGGUUGUGAUGAGGCAGUUGCGCAGUGUUUCCUAGCUGAGAAUGACUGGGAUAUGGAAAGGGCGAUCAAUUCUUACUUUGAGCCUGGGGUGGAGUCGACCUUACAAAACAAACCUGCAGCUGAUCUAGCAGACCCUUUAAAGCAAGAGAUGCAUGCAGUUACCUCUGACGCAUGGCAAGUUAUUGACUUGACUAGCGAUGACUUGGUGGCUACCAAAUCAGAAGCUGUUACCAGCAACUCCUCUACUGUGAAACAACAAGAAGAUGAGAGCCAUUUUACCUUUCUUACAUGGAAUAUAGAUGGCCUUGAUGAAUCAAACGUUGCAGAGAGGGCUCGUGCUGUAUGUUCCUGUUUGGCCCUGUACACUCCAGAUGUAGUAUUUUUGCAGGAAGUUAUUCCACCAUACUGUGAGUACCUGAAGAAGAGGGCCGUCAGCUACAAAAUUAUUACAGGUAAUGAGGAUGAAUACUUUACUGCUAUGAUGCUGAAAAAAAGCAGGGUGAAGUUAAUUAGUCAAGAAAUUGUACCAUACCCAUCCACAUUAAUGAUGAGAAAUUUGCUUGUAGCAAAUGUGAACAUCUCUGGCAAUAGUAUAUGCUUAAUGACUUCACAUCUAGAAAGCACCAAAGAUCAUUCAAAGGAGCGAUUAAAGCAGCUGGACACUGUGCUUAAAAAGAUGAUGGAUGCUCCCCCUUCAGCUACUGUAAUAUUUGGAGGAGAUACAAAUCUGAGAGAUCAGGAGGUGGCUAAAAUUGGAGGUCUGCCAAAUACCAUAUUGGAUGUUUGGGAGUUUUUGGGUAAGCCUGAGCAUUGUCGCUAUACCUGGGACACAAAACUGAACAACAAUCUGAGAGCUUGCUAUACUAGCAGGUUGCGUUUUGACCGUAUAUUGUAUAGAGCUUCUAUGGAAGGAAGUCAAGUCAUCCCCCAGUUUCUUAACCUUGUUGGCACAGAAAAGCUGGACUGUGGCAGAUUCCCAAGUGAUCACUGGGGUUUGCUGUGUGACUUUGAUAUUAUAUUAUGAUUUUAAGGUUAUACAUUAAUGUUAAUAUAAUAUUGUUUUAAUAAAACAUUUCUUUAUGGUA
Messenger RNA from Xenopus laevis (African clawed frog), 1241 nucleotides. It is a transcript of the gene tdp2.S, whose product is annotated as tyrosyl-DNA phosphodiesterase 2 S homeolog. Gene Ontology annotation, cellular component: PML body; cytoplasm; nucleus. Bases 26 to 1180 code for a protein of 384 amino acids. Gene Ontology annotation, biological process: animal gross anatomical part developmental process; double-strand break repair. NCBI's taxonomy places the organism in Eukaryota, Metazoa, Chordata, Amphibia, Anura, Pipidae. The record is from RefSeq and is a predicted model, not a curated record. The transcript is spliced from 7 exons. Gene Ontology annotation, molecular function: 5'-tyrosyl-DNA phosphodiesterase activity; tyrosyl-DNA phosphodiesterase activity; catalytic activity.